AUGUCACGUAUUAGUAGAUCACCUACUCAAUCACCUUCAUUCAGGACAGAAAGAGCGUUUAGAACAACACUGGCAUCCUCCUCAAGUGCACCUAUUCAUAGCGACUCCAUCAAUGCCUCCAACAACCACCCAGCAACAUCUACAGCCAGCAAAAGUGUUUUACUAUCAGAGAAUCAACUGAGCAAAAUCAGUAAAAAUCUUGCCAAUAUUAGAGGUGGGUCAGUUCCUGCUUUGAAUACGAGCAUGAUUGACUCAGAGGCAUCCUUUCAGUCAAGCCCCAUGUCAACGAAUUCUCCAUCAGGUCAAGCAAGUGGUGAUUCAGCUCCACAGGGGACUGUAGGUGAUUUUUCUGUGCAAAUCCAGGAAUAUGCUGUAAUCGAGGACCUGUUAUAUGUGUUGAUUGGCAUUGAUGGCUUAUACAUCAAAUGCGACUAUCCAAAAGCUUUACUAGACGACGGUGAUCUGAUGGAAGACAUUCAUUCGCAUUAUUCACAACAACAAGGAGAAACUUCGUGGGAUGCCAUGAGGUAUAUCAUUGACCCUACAUUAGAUCCCAGCUUGAAGCAUUUAGUGGAAAAGAUCUUGCCCUUGGCAACAUACUACAUGUCUAUUAGUGCUUUUAUUGAUCAGUUCUCCCGAUUCGAAUACGGCACAAUCAACCAUGCAUUAUGUGCUGCCAUGAGAGUCUAUACAAAGGAAUACUUGACUUUUAUCGCUCAACUAGAACACGAAUUUCAAACAUCAACAUCGUUCACGUUGCAAAGACUGUGGUUCUAUGCUCAGGAACUACUACAAAGCAUGAAAAUUUUGCAUAAUUUGGCAAUGACGAUACGAUCCAUCAAAACAUCAAAGGCUACUGAAGACGAGGACGAUGAUAUUGAAGCGGUUAUAGAAGGACUUCAGAAGGAAGAAUCGAAUGAAGAGGUACACAUAUCUGAGAAUCAAAAGGGUGGUGCUAUUCUCAACAUUUUAUCCGAGAGAUUGAUUGGCCUCAGUGGUGAUCCCAAGUGCAAAAAGAUCUACACAAAAUUGCUUUCCAAGGCAUCUGUACCUUAUUUUGAAAUUCUCAAUUUUUGGAUAUACCACGGAGAAAUCAGGGAUUCAUACAACGAGUUUAUGGUGCUGGAGAAAAAGAGCGUCAAGAAGGAAAAUUUGAAGGAAGACUACAACGAUACGUAUUGGGAGACUCGAUAUACUAUACGCGAGGGCAGUGUGCCUGUGUUUCUUGAGCCCAUGAAGAACCAGAUCUUGUUGGCUGGCAAAUUCCUCAAUGUAGUGCGAGAAUGUGGCGUGAGGAUUGCGAAUCCACAAGAGAUGCAAAGCGAAAUACUGGGCCAAAAUAUAGACCAAGAUCUUAGUUUAAACAGCCCGCUAGCGAACACGUCUCAACAUCCUACCAGUAACCCCUCUUUCAUGCCUACAAGAAGUGAGGUUUGGGCCGCUGUAGACGGUAGUCGAUUCGUAAAGAGUUUGGAUAUUGCUUACAAGUACGCUAAUCAAACAUUGUUGAAUUUACUACUGAAGGACCAGCAAUUGAUCGAGCGAUUGAGAUCUCUCAAACACUACUUCUUCCUGGACCAAUCCGACUUUUUAACCUCGUUUCUGGAUCUAGCCAAGGAUGAAUUGAAGCAACUCUCUUCGGACAUCUCCCAAACAAGAUUGCAAUCACUAAUGGAUCUAGUUUUACGAAACCCUUCCUCAGUAGCCGCCUACGAUCCAUUCAAAGAAGAUGUCAAAGUGUCGAUGAGUCAUUUGCGUCUGAUAGAUCAAUUAUUGCGCAUCAUCAGCGUGUCUGGCAUGGAAUCCGCUUCAUCCAAUCCUCGCUUAUCUACACUCAAUAACUCGGCUGGCGGUUUAGCAAGUAGCAGCGGCAGUGGCGUAUUUGAAAGAGGGCAGAGCUUGUCAAAUAGCAUCAUGUCUACCUCGUCCUCUAUGGCAGCGACCAUCAGCAAGGAGCCGUUAUCAGGCUACGAAGCAUUGACUUUGGACUACACUGUAACAUUCCCGCUCUCUCUUGUGAUAUCACGCAAGGCACUCACAAAAUACCAGCUCUUGUUUCGCCAUAUCCUCAAUAUGAAACACGUGGAAGAUCUACUAUGCAGUACAUGGAUGAAUCAAAAGAAUGCGCUGUGGAAGGGAAAAUCAGGGAACCCAGAGAUUGAUCACCUCAAGUUCAGAAUAUUCUCGCUCAGAAAUCGCAUGCUUACAUUUGUGCAGCAAUUUGCAUACUACGUAACAAACGAAGUAUUAGAGCCAAACUGGCGUCGAUUAGAAGCGAAUCUGAGAAACAUUACAACGGUGGAUCAAGUAUUGCAGUAUCACUCUGACUUUCUAGACACUUGCUUGAAAGAAUGUAUGCUGACACACUCUAAAUUACUGCGAAUUUUCAACAAAUUAAUUAGUUCAUGCAUGGCAUUUACAACACAAGCUGAAAAGUACAGCCAUCUCUUGGCUUCCUUGGAAAACAGCCAGACUGUGGAUAGAUUUGGCGUGCCCAUCAGCGGAUUACAUGACAGUGCAGAGGCAAUGUAUAGUAUCGCGAAUCGAAGUCUGUCUCGGUUGGAAGAUUCUUUCCUGUACCAUAUGAAAUUACUUAUAGAUGCGCUUAAUUUCUACUCGGCUCAAGAAACUGUGCAAUACUUGUGUCUCGUAGUUCGUCUUGAUUACAACCAGUUCUACAGCAAUUCUCCAAUGGCAAGAGAUGCCUCAUCAGCUAGACAAAGAUAA
This is a messenger RNA of Mucor velutinosus, 2727 nucleotides long. RefSeq lists its product as uncharacterized. The coding region runs from base 1 to 2727 and encodes 908 amino acids. Gene Ontology annotation, molecular function: microtubule minus-end binding; gamma-tubulin binding. Gene Ontology annotation, biological process: cytoplasmic microtubule organization; mitotic cell cycle; microtubule nucleation. The transcript is spliced from 9 exons. Gene Ontology annotation, cellular component: centrosome; gamma-tubulin complex; equatorial microtubule organizing center. NCBI's taxonomy places the organism in Eukaryota, Fungi, Mucoromycota, Mucoromycetes, Mucorales, Mucoraceae. The record is from RefSeq and is a predicted model, not a curated record.